Molecule: messenger RNA, 659 nt
Organism: Xenopus laevis (African clawed frog)
Lineage: Eukaryota; Metazoa; Chordata; Amphibia; Anura; Pipidae
Gene: lsm5.L
Product: LSM5 homolog, U6 small nuclear RNA and mRNA degradation associated L homeolog
Exons: 5
Coding region: 122-370 (82 amino acids)
Biological process (GO): mRNA splicing, via spliceosome
Cellular component (GO): U4/U6 x U5 tri-snRNP complex; nucleus; U6 snRNP
Molecular function (GO): RNA binding
Source: RefSeq, a predicted model, not a curated record
CGCAACUUCUCCCGCUCGGUAAGCACGCUAGGGAAUUUAUGAGGAGUUUCCAUGCAAGACGUUUUUGUUGCUUAUUGGCUUUUAUCUGCAAUGGCGCUGCCCGAGAAGUAUUUUAUGCGACAUGCUUUCUGCCAACUCAGAACUUGUGGACAAGUGCAUAGGAUCUCGCAUCCAUAUCGUUAUGAAGAGUGAUAAAGAAAUUGUUGGCACCCUUCUUGGCUUUGAUGAUUUUGUCAACAUGGUGUUAGAAGAUGUUACAGAAUUUGAAAUCACACCGGAAGGAAGGCGAAUUACAAAACUCGAUCAAAUAUUACUGAAUGGAAAUAACAUAACUAUGCUGGUGCCUGGAGGUGAAGGUCCUGAAGUAUAAAUGGAUUCAUUAGAAAGGAUCAGCGUAUCUAUUUCUUUUUUUCUUUUUGUAUUUCUUUAUUUUAUUAUUUUUUUUGCAUUGUUCUAAAUGUAGCUAGUUCCUGCAUUUCAAUAAACAAAAUGGCAUAAUGCAAGAAGCUAGAAUUCUAAAAAAACAAAAAAAGUUUGUUUUGUAAACUUUACACCAUUAAAAAAAAAAUGUAAAAUUGUUUGAACAUGCAUUGUAAUUCAAAUAAUGAUUUUGUUUUAGCCUUAUAAUUUGUUAUUAUAAAAAAAAAAAAUGAAACUUG